AUAAACCGAAUCGUAUACCAAGGGAUCAGUGGACUGGUCUGGUCUCUUAAUGGGUUUCAGAAAAAGCUAAGCGACGCAGCCAAACAAACAGAAACAAUAGGGCCAAGCAAAAGAUGCCACACACAGGUGGAUCUAAAUGCUGAAAAUGGGCUUGAGCCUACACGAGCGCAUGUUUUUAUAUUAACUCAUAAACCACAUAGAGAUGGAAGACCACUGGAUGAGGAGUCUGCAAAGACAAUUGACAUGAUCAAUGAAAAGUUGAGUAAUAGUGAGGUAUCGAACGAGCAACCUCGUCGCUUUGUUGCUUGGGAAGGAGAUGUGUAUUCACAAGUGUUGGGAAAUGAAAAAACUGGUUAUGUUCGUGGCUUAGGACUUGGUUCAACUCCUUCUGUACUAUGGGGUAGUAGAUCUUCUUUUGGAAAUACUGUUGAAGAGGAUUCGUCUAAUGAGGUUGUAAAAAGGUUAGAACAAGAGGUAACAAAGUUAAAGGACAUAAAUGGAACACAAAAUGAAGAAAUGAGUUUGGUGAAACAAAAUCAAGAGAAGUUGCUAUAUGAAUUAGCAUGGGUGAGAAAACCCUUGAGCAGAAAUGGUCCUAAUGAGUUACCUAUACAUCAUAAUAUCAAUGGAAUUUCAGAUGACCAGUUCCCGAUGCCAACAGUGGCUAUGAGCGACUACAACAAUCACCACAGAUGCGCUUUAGAGGAGAUAAUGUUGCUGAAAAAUUUCCAUCUUCUCACGGUCAUAUAUGAUGUUCGAAUAGAAAGUGGAAGAUUCAAUAUUAUGCAGCGUUGCGAAACUAUUGGAGGGUGCAUUUAGAAAUUUGUUACUGCAAGUAUUGGAUAGGAAUAGUUACAAGGACAUUAACUAUUUAGUUCAGACACAUAAUAUUAUUUUUUAAUUCGCUGAUUACAUUAGUAUUAUGAAUUAGUACUUGCUUUGGUUUAUCUUGAGUUAGUGAAGUAUAUUAUAUUUUUAUAAAUUAUAGUA
Lycium barbarum (goji berry) is the source of this 990-nucleotide messenger RNA. RefSeq lists its product as uncharacterized. NCBI's taxonomy places the organism in Eukaryota, Viridiplantae, Streptophyta, Magnoliopsida, Solanales, Solanaceae. The record is from RefSeq and is a predicted model, not a curated record. Bases 244 to 819 code for a protein of 191 amino acids. The transcript has 6 exons.